UGAUCCAAGAAGUUCCAACACGUUGGAACAGUGGGUUGCAUAUGCUAAAGCGAGUUCUCCUUGUAAGGGAACACAUUUGCACAGUCCUUUUAAAUACAUCAAAGGCACCAUUGCCCUUAAACGAGGAUCAAUUUGAUUCCAUGAAGGAGAUAUGCAGCGUAUUGGACCAUUUUGAAGCGACUACAUUAAACACUUCGUCUGCUAAAUCCACCACAGUAAACUUAAUUAUACCCACGACACUCGGCCUUAUGAUUAAGGUGGACAGUGCCCAGGUAUGAAAACAACUGUGGGGGUCGAAAUUUGCCAUUUUCUACAAACCCGUCUGAGGGAAAGACUCGCACCUUAUGAAGCCCGAACAGGUACGCGACUAGCGACUAUGCUGGAUCCACGCUACAAAAAGGAGGGUUUUCGCGAGCAGAGUAAUGCUGAACAUGCAGCCAAACUAUUGGAGACAGAAGUUGCGUGUGUAUUGCGAAAUGUGCAAAAAAGCAGUAUUCUACCUACAUAUGAAGAACCGCCGGUUAACAAGGAGGACGCUAGUCAUAUCUACUGUUUUAUAACUACUAAAAUUAAGCAAAAACCGAAGACUGUUCGAUCUGACGCUAUAAUUGAGCUGCGUCAAUAUUUUGAGCAGCAGAAUGCCAUGCAAGAAGCAGAUCCGCCAGAAUAUUGGAAGAGCAAUGAAGCCCACUUUAGUUCACUAGCGCAUUUAUCGACACGUCGGACUGAGCACAGUACCGAAUUGUCUGCUGGAUAG
Messenger RNA from Drosophila kikkawai, 757 nucleotides. The record is from RefSeq and is a predicted model, not a curated record. Lineage: Eukaryota; Metazoa; Arthropoda; Insecta; Diptera; Drosophilidae.